AUGAUUCCUGAAAAUCUUCAUAAAAAUAAAAAAAAUAUUUAUUUCAAUUACAAGUAUGUAAAUUCAUCUGAAUUUGAUCGAAAUUUAAUUGAUACAUGCGGAUUAAAUAAUAAUGAAAUUUUAAAUACACAGGCAAUUGAAAAACUUUUGAAACUCGCAUUCGAUGUAGAUAAAUUUAAAAGUUUCUGUCAAUAUUAUUCUGUUUUAAGAAUACAAUCAGGCGAAGACUUGUUUCUAUGUAUGCCAACGGGAUCAGUAGAUAACACCAAGACUGGUGUUUUAUUUGUCACUGGCCCUAUUUAUACCCUUUAUAUGGGUUACGCCCAUAUAACAUCCCCCGUAUAA
Strongyloides ratti is the source of this 345-nucleotide messenger RNA. RefSeq lists its product as hypothetical. Lineage: Eukaryota; Metazoa; Nematoda; Chromadorea; Rhabditida; Strongyloididae. The record is from RefSeq and is a predicted model, not a curated record. The transcript has 3 exons. Bases 1 to 345 code for a protein of 114 amino acids.